Penicillium riverlandense is the source of this 1803-nucleotide messenger RNA. RefSeq names its product phenylalanine--tRNA ligase subunit beta. Gene Ontology annotation, biological process: phenylalanyl-tRNA aminoacylation. The coding region runs from base 1 to 1803 and encodes 600 amino acids. NCBI's taxonomy places the organism in Eukaryota, Fungi, Ascomycota, Eurotiomycetes, Eurotiales, Aspergillaceae. Gene Ontology annotation, cellular component: cytoplasm; phenylalanine-tRNA ligase complex. Gene Ontology annotation, molecular function: magnesium ion binding; ATP binding; phenylalanine-tRNA ligase activity. The record is from RefSeq and is a predicted model, not a curated record. The transcript is spliced from 9 exons.
AUGCCUACCAUCUCGGUCGACAAGGCCGCCCUGUUCAAGGAGCUGGGCCGAGAGUAUACGACGCAGGAGUUCGAUGAGCUGUGCUUCGAGUUUGGCAUUGAGCUGGACGAAGAUACCACGGACUCGGACCGACCGAUCGUCGAUGGAAAGCAGGUGCCGCCGGAACUCAAGAUCGAGAUCCCCGCCAACCGAUAUGACUUGCUGUGUUUCGAGGGCAUUGCGUUGAUGCUCAACAUCUUCCUGGGCCGGGUAUCUCUCCCAGAUUACAAGCUCGCCCAACCGGCGAGCGGAGCCCUGGAGACAAUCGUUGUCAAGGAAGAUACGACGAAGAUUCGGCCGUACGUGUCGGGUGCGAUUCUGCGGGGAAUCAAGUUCGACCAGGCUCGUUAUGACUCCUUCAUUGCGCUCCAAGACAAGCUGCACCAGAACCUGGCACGGCAACGGACUUUGGUCUCGAUUGGAACCCACGACUUGGAUACUGUCAAGGGACCCUUCACCUACGAGGCUCUGCCGCCCAAGGACAUCAAGUUUGCCCCGUUGAACCAGACUCAGGAGAUGGAUGCAGAGCAAUUGAUGAAUUUCUACGAGAAACACCAACAGUUGGGCAAGUACCUACAUAUCAUUCGGGAUUCUCCAGUUUACCCGGUCAUCUACGACGCGAACCGGACCGUCUGCUCCCUGCCUCCUAUUAUCAACGGUGACCACUCCAAGAUUACAUUGAACACGACCAAUAUCUUCAUUGAGAUUACAGCCACGGACCAGACAAAGCUUGAAAUCGUGAACCGGAUGAUGGUCACCAUGUUCUCCCAAUAUACUUCGGAGCCGUUCACAAUUGAGCCCGUCAAAAUCGUGUCAGAGCACAACAAGCAGACCCGAAUCACCCCGGACAUUUCCCCGCGCAUCACCCAGGCUGAUGUUACCUACAUCAACCAAUGCUGUGGCCUGACCCUCACUCCGGUCGAUGUCUGUAACAGCCUGCGAAAGAUGGCAUACCGCGCAAAACCGUCCACCACCUCUACAGAUACCGUUGAGAUCGAAAUUCCCCCGACCCGCGCUGAUGUGCUGCACCAAUGCGACAUCAUGGAGGAUGUGGCCAUCGCCUACGGAUUCAACAACCUACCAAGGUCUUUCCCAAGCAAGUCCGGUACGAUCGCCCAGCCUCUCCCCAUCAACAAGCUGUCCGACAUUGUGCGCAUGGAGGCCGCCAUGGCUGGCUGGUCAGAGGUUCUGCCGCUGAUCCUGUGCUCGCACGACGAGAACUUCGCCUGGCUGAAUCGCAAGGACGACGGCAACACCGCGGUCAAGCUUGCCAACCCCAAGACCCUUGAGUUCCAGGUCGUGCGCACCAGCCUGCUCCCUGGCCUGCUCAAAACCAUUCGCGAAAACAAGAGCCACUCCGUGCCGAUGAAGGUCUUCGAGGUCAGCGAUGUUGCCUUCAAGGACCUGUCGCUGGAGCGCAAGAGCCGCAACGAGCGCCAUUUCGCCGCUGCCUGGUACGGCAAGACUAGUGGUUUCGAAGUCGUCCACGGUCUCCUGGACCGCGUGAUGGCCAUGCUCAAGAGCGCCUUCAUCACCGGCGAGGAGGGCCUCGAGAACGCCGCCAUGAGCGAUGCGCAGUACUACAUCAAAGAACUGGAUGAGCCAACCUACUUCCAUGGCCACGCCGCCUCUAUCCACGCCCGCAUCGGCGGCAAGGACCUUGUCAUUGGUUCCUUUGGCAUCCUGCACCCCACCGUGCUGGAGAAGUACGAGCUCAAGUACCCAACCAGCACCCUAGAGAUCAACAUCGAGGCUUUUCUGUGA